ACGUGCACAUGCGUCUCAUCAUCACUACCGUAGCCACGAAGCCUAGCCCUCGACUCCAUUGAUUUUGCUAGGACCGCAAACAGUCGUUGUGGGCUGUCCAUUUUUCUCACCCGUCUCCAAAUUUUGCCUCUCUUUCCUCUUUCUGCGGUGCUACAUUCCCACCAAGCUGAGCGCCAGGCAUAUUGGACGCACGCUGAUGGCGGUCACUAUCGAGGAUCUCUAUCGAAGCUACGGGGUCCUUGCUGAUGCCAAGGACGACGUCAGUCAGCACAAAGAUGCCUACCAAGUCAUCCUUGAUGGAGUGAAAGGCGGGCCCAAAGAGAAGCGACUGGCAGCCCAGUUUAUCCCUAAGUUCUUCAGCAGCUUCCCGGAGUUGGCGGACGCAGCCAUCAACGCCCAGCUUGAUCUCUGCGAAGAUGAUGACGUAUCGAUCCGGCGGCAGGCUAUCAAGGAGCUCCCACGGUUUGCAACUGGUGACAACAUACUCAAAGUCGCAGAUAUUCUCACACAGCUCCUCCAGACAGAUGACACUGCUGAAUUCAACCAAGUGAACGUUUCGCUCAUUUCCAUCUUCAAGAUUGACGCAAAGGGCACUCUUUGCGGCCUCUUCUCACAGAUUCUUCAAGGGGAAGACAUUGUGCGGGAGAGGGCCAUCAAAUUUCUAUCCACCAAACUCAAGACCCUACCUGAGGACGUCAUGACAAAGGAAGUUGAGGAGUAUGUCUUUGCAGAAACUAAGAAGGUGCUGGAGGAUGUGACGGGUGAGGAGUUUGUCCUGCUGAUGCGCUUGGUGUCAGGCCUGCGCGUGUUGCAGACGGUAAGCGGGCGUCAGCAACUGGUGGAGCUGGUGGUGGAGCAGGCCUUCCUCGAGCAGGCGCUCAACCCAGCCGACCCCGACACAGUGGACCGCUUGCUUCAAUGUACACGCCAGGCACUCCCCCUCUUCUCUAAAAAUGUCCAUUCCACACGUUUUGUAACCUACUUUUGUGAGCACGUCCUUCCCAACCUCAGCACGCUGACGACUCCUGUGGCUGAGCUGGACAUCCAACUUGAGGUCCUAAAGCUGCUGGCAGAGAUGAGUCCGUUCUGCGGUGACAUGGACAAGCUGGAGACCAACCUCAACAUACUCUUUACAAAGCUUUUGGAGUACAUGCCUCUUCCACCAGAAGAGGUGGAAAACGGCGAGCAGCCAGCCAGCGAGGAACCCAAGCUGCAGUUCAGCUACGUGGAGUGUCUGCUAUUCAGCUUCCACCAGCUUGGCAAGAAGCUGCCCGACUUCCUCAUUGACAAAGUGGAUGCCGAGCGCCUCAAAGACUUCAAGAUCAGGUUACAGUAUUUUGCCAGAGGUCUACAGGUGUACAUCAGACAGCUGCGAGUGGCUCUGCAGGGAAAGACCGGAGAAGCGUUAAAGACAGAUGAGAACAAAAUCAAGGUGGUGGCCCUCAAGAUCACAAACAACAUCAAUGUCCUCAUCAAGGAUCUCUUCCACAACCCUCCGUCGUUCAAGAGCGCUAUCACGCUGUCUUGGAAGCCUGUCCAGAAAACUGAGGCGGCAGCUGUGGGUGUCAAGCGUCCAUCCAGUGAGGACACAGGCUCGGGAGCCAGCCUGAAAAAGCAAAUUGUCCCGCAGCCUCGGCGGGACGCCCGGCAAAUCUACAACCCACCCAGUGGCAAAUACAGUUCCUCCCUAGGGAACUUGAACUACGAACAGCGUGGAGGCUUCAGGGGCGGAAGGGGACGGGGCUUCGGCACCAGAGGCAACAGAAGCCGAGGGCGGAUCUACUGAGGCGGGUCACGAGUGUAUGGGAAGGGGGUGGAGUAUGGGAAGGGUCGCUUUAUGUACUGCAUUACAUUGGUAUAUUUACCGUCAACCUGAACGGACGAUGUACCACUAGUACUAUACCGCUUCCAUUAAAAACAAAAACAACUUAGUGUUUAUAUUUUUCACCCCUGUAGUCAUAAUGGACUUUUUCUAUCCAGACCAACUUGAAGCCAAGGCCCGUAGCGUUAGUUCCUCACUUUUGUUGUUUUCUUCAAUGACGUUUAUCCUUGUGGAACAAAAAGACUGCAGAGUUGUGACAAACAAAUAGUUUUGGUCCUGUUGGAUGUUUUUCAAAAUAUUAUAAAAAAAAAAGCUCUUGAGGUUUUUUUUUUGUCUUUUUUUUUUUUAUUUGUUGUUGGAAUGCAUUGGUUUUUAUCUUUUAAUUUAAUGUUUUCACCUUUUUUUGUAUAAAAAUUUGUUUUUCAGUUUGAAUUAGCAGAUUGUUACAACUUUGUAUGGAUCGCUGAUAUUGUCUGAUUUUUAUCAUAAAUCUGUAUGGAAGUAUUAA
Molecule: messenger RNA, 2330 nt
Organism: Corythoichthys intestinalis (scribbled pipefish)
Lineage: Eukaryota; Metazoa; Chordata; Actinopteri; Syngnathiformes; Syngnathidae
Gene: api5
Product: apoptosis inhibitor 5
Exons: 15
Coding region: 197-1786 (529 amino acids)
Biological process (GO): negative regulation of apoptotic process
Cellular component (GO): nucleus
Molecular function (GO): RNA binding
Source: RefSeq, a predicted model, not a curated record